Drosophila rhopaloa is the source of this 6167-nucleotide messenger RNA. RefSeq names its product zinc finger CCCH domain-containing protein 13 (gene chas). The record is from RefSeq and is a predicted model, not a curated record. Lineage: Eukaryota; Metazoa; Arthropoda; Insecta; Diptera; Drosophilidae. The transcript has 8 exons. The coding region runs from base 644 to 5302 and encodes 1552 amino acids.
CCAGCAGUCGCAGACGCGCCAUCGAACACGCCGCUCGCGAUCGCGCUCUCAUUCGGUUUUCCGAUUUCAGUUUUCCAGCUUUUCAGUUUUCCAGCUUCUCGCAGCUAUUUAGAUUUCCCGUGUCGGUUUUUCAGCUUACUCGCUUUUUUGGCCCGAUCGUUUUCCGUUUCGGUUUCCAUUUCGUUGGCGCUUCAUUUAACACAACCGCUUAAAUUGAAAACCCCCCAAUCGAUCUAAAUUUAAUUGUAUUUUUGGUUUGUUAAUUGUCGCGCUGCACUUGAUUUUUUUCUUCGUGUGGUUUUUACGCUAAUUGCCUGAAUGGCAAAGGCAAAGUGCAAAGUGUGACAGUGCAAGAGAUAAAGAGCAAGAGAGAGAGAGAGAGCGGGAGAGAAGGACUCCGGGCCCAAUCUUCGCAAGCUGAACCCGUAAAUCGCGCUCUGCGAUGUGGUGCGAGCUCUGGACUUGCCGCCGAGCAACACCACAAUCUGGAGCGGGAAGUGCGACUGGAACGGGAUCGGGAUCGGGAUCGGGAACGGAACCGGAAAGUUGGCGGAGAACUGGAGGGCAGGGACAGUGGGGCGAGCAGAUGUAGUCGGCAGUUAGAGCACAGCCACCGUUGCCACCGCCACCGUCAGAUGAUCGAAUGGUGGUGAUCCUCCUACUGUCGCCAUGCACUUGCAGCCGCAGCAGCAGCAGCAGCCACGCCCAUGCCCAUGCCCACGCCCACGCCCACGCCCACGAUCCCGCCCACGCAACGCCCAAGCACCACCAAGAAGCACAACCAGCACCACCGGCCAAAAGUGGAGAUUCCCGGAGCAGCAAUGAAUCUUCCUCGGCAUCCACGGGCGACACAGCCAUUCCGGCUGGAUAUCUGCAGCUGCACCACCAGAAACAGAAGGAGCAACAGCAGUUGCACCACCAACAGAACCAGCACAAUCCGGAGCAACACCCCCACCAACCUAGUCAUAGUCAUAGCACAACACCACUGCCCGUUUUCGGCCACGGAAGAUGGCUGCCCCUGCAACCACCGAACGCCGUGCCCAAGCCACCGCGCACCCAUGGCAUCCAUUGGCCACCCAGUGUCUAUCCUGCCCCACCCAACCACCAACCGAUCAUCUUCCGCGUACAAUCAUCACUGCCCAACGGGAGCUUUACUAACGCAACCACCACCACAACCACCACCACUGACUACGUGCGUCACGUGACCCGCGUUAACUUCUACGACAUUGAUACUUCGCAGGUCGAAUUCGAGCCCAAAGAUGACGAGGAGAGCAACGAGGCCACGGCAGGCAAUUGCGAUACAGAAGCUAUUACCAAAGAAGAGGAGUGGAUAACGAAGCGCAAGACAGAACUCACAACUACCAGACAGAUCGAAACGAGGGUGAAGCGACAGGUGAAGCUGCAGGAUGGCAAGGUGAUCGAGGACUCCGGUCCCAUUGUCUCUACAAACACAACCGAAGACACCGAUAAGCAGGAGACGGAAACCACUGAGAAACGGGACCUUGACCUGCCGGAUGACCUCGAUGGCAAUGCCCAACUGAUCGACGUGGCCGCCCUGCAGGCGGGCGCCGAGAAUGAGACGCAGUUGGCCCAAAUUCAAGAGGUCUUUGGACCGGCGGACGGAGCAGGAAAGCUGGUCAAGCGAAUGGUUCCACGUCCGGUGGACGGACUAGUGCGACAAACGGACGACAAGCGGGUAAUCUCACACGAGGAGAUCAAAGAUUACCACGAAACGGAGGACGUCAAGCACCACGGCGACUUCACAGAUCAGACCUACGUGAACGCAGUGCGCGACGGAGUUGAGGACCUCGAAGCCCUGCUCUGUUCGCCGGAGAGCCAGCGCCAGUUGGUGCCGCUCGGGCCUCAGGUGGUGGCCAACAGGAGCAAGUCCCGGAAGACGAUCGACUCGGAGGACACGCAGAAGCGCUGUCUGGCCCAGGAGGACGGCACCCUGGUCACCGAGAGCCGACGCACCACCGAGCACGAGCUGAUCGUCGACGACGAGCUGCCCGAUCCGCCCGCCGCCGCCUCAGAUGAUCGCAACCUGCAGCUCCAGGUGGGCGAGCAGGUGACCACCACGGCGGCCAACCAGCGCUAUUUCCGGCAACGGGACGAGCAGCAUGUGGACUUGCUAGCCAACGGCCGGCUCCACUCCACCGAGAUGCGCUACGCCGCCGAGACCACUCAAAUGGACAAGGACGGGCCUGCCGAACUGGAGCGUCCGGGCGACUGGGACAGCCUCUCCGACCGGAUGCGCAAGUUGCGCCGCUCCCAGCAGCAGCAGCAGAAGGAGGUGGCCCUCCUGGCAGAUCGCAAAGAUGCGCUGACCAAGCGACCCCUGGACUUCGAUCGCGAGGAGGAGACGCGCAAGGGCGAGACGAUGAAGUGGCUGGAGUCGCACUUUGGAAGCGAAUCCACCGCCUCCAACGAUUCCCGCGACGACGAAGCCGAUGCGGAGGUGGAGCCCACCAAGAAGAGCUAUUUCAAUGUGACGAUCAAGUCGCAGAGCCAACCCCAGACGCACAUCCAUGCCCAAUCCCACCUGGCCACCCAACAGCAUCCGCACCCGCAGCACACGCAUGCCCAUCAUCCGCAAACUCUGCCCAGGAGCGCUGAGCGGGAGAGGGAGAGGGAGAGGGAAAGGGAGCGCGAGAGGGAAAGGGAUCGUCAUCCGUUGACCAUGACCACAUCCGCCACUCUGGAGCGGAAGCAACAGCCCAGUUCGGCAGCCGGGCGCUCCAAGUACUUCCAGGGCAUAUCGAACUGGUCGGAACGCAAGGAUCCUGGACCUCCGGUCAAUCACUUCUCGUCGCAGGCCUUUCGCGAGGACCUGCAGGAGACCAUCCGGCGGAAUGGUCUCAAAAAGAAAGUCAGCGGUCACGGCUCCAGUCAGGGAUCUGGUCUGGCCCAGGAGACGACGGGCCAGCCCAAGGAUAGCUAUGUCAGCCGCGAGGAUAUUCUACAGCAGAAGCGUCAGAGCUUGUCCUCGCAGUUCUUGGCCCGUUCGACGCGGGGCUCUCGCGAUACUCUGGACGACCUGGAGGCCAUACCGGGACCAGGACCAGGACCAGGUCCAUCUACGAUAUCACCCCGUGCCGAAGAGCCCUCGCACAAACGAGUGGCCUACGGUCAUCGUGGAAGCCACAGUAGCAACAACAUCAAUGGCCAUGCGGUAAAUGGAGCUGCACCCGUUUUGGUGAACGGGCGGGGCAAGAGCUAUGAACCAAUUGCUCCUCCGCCCGCUGCCAGUGGGGGAAUACUGGAGUUUGGCGGGAACAGUGGCAGUGGCAGCCAGCUGGGUCUCAAUCCGCGACCCACCGUCCCGCAGCGACGACGUGCCAUCGAAAAGAAGCUGGGCGAGCACAGCCACACAUCUCAUACACUGCAUACGGCCCAUCUGGCGGUCAAGUCGCAGGCGCCGUUGCCCUCGCAGGUUAGUCAACUGGAGCCACCGCCGGACUACUCGCCGCCGCCCAGGAGUCGCAGUCGGUCGUCCUCGCCGCAGGUGGACUACCUGAUGACCAGAGAGGUGCCUGCCAGCACAAUGACCCUCAGCCGGAAGCAGCAGCAGCGCACGCGAUUCGCACCCACAUCCAGCUAUCCGCCAGCAACUGGAGGAGCUGGUAACCUCCGGCCGCAGGGCGCCACCUCCGCCUCCACAUCGAAUCUCUCGGCCAUGAGCGGUGGCGGCGGCGGCGGCGGAGGCAGUACCUCCAAGUCGAGCCGCAUGGGCCAGGUUAUUGGCAAUUCGCUGCGGAAGCUGGUCAGCAAAAUCCGUUCGGCCAGUGCGGAGCGCAAGUUCCGCAUGAAAUCGGCGGCCAGCAAGUCGCGCGAACAGUCACCCAGUCCAGGACACGAUCCCCGAGGAGUUGGUCCUCCGGUGACCACCUACCAGCAGUACAAUGUGAUCGAUGGGCACAUAGGUAGCCACGAUUCGGAGGAUUCCAAUAGCGAUAAUCAGCGGCGCAGGGAGAGGGAGAGGGAGCGGGAAAGAGAGCGGGAGAGGGAGCGGGAACGGGAACGGGAUCGAGAUCGGGAACGUGAUCCUCCCAAACAGGAGACACAAGCCCGUCAGAAUUUCAAACGCGCCGAGUCCGCGGAUCCACAGCUGCAGCACCUGGAGCAGGCCAUAAGUCCAAGGCAAAGGUACUAUCUGGGCGAGGAUCCCUACUCCAGUACACUCUACGGCAAGGAGAACCUAUACGAACGACGGCCACGUCAGCGCAGUAACUUGGAUCGCCCGGAUGAGCGAUUGGAGCGCUUGGAGCGACUAGAACGGGAGGAUGACUACUACGAAUCCAGGGCUCCGCCGCCAGUGACAGCUGCCCACACGUUGGGUCGCUACCAGAAGCAUGGCCAGCGUUUCAGCGGCUCUACGCCCAAUCUGCACCAGCAGCAGCAGGAUUACCGUUCGGCCCAGACACUGCCGCGCAAGUUGCACGAGCAGCGUACGCAGAGAUUUGGUAAUGCCAUGGAGAAACAGCCGCCUCCGGGAAGGGGCAAUUACCUCCCGGCGACUGGACAACAACAGCAGCCACGGGGGAUUUCUCAGAAUCAGAAUCAGAAUCUGAGUCCUAACCCUAACCCCAACCCAAAUCCAAGCCAGAUACAGCCGCAGGGACCGGCGAAGCCGGCUCGCACCUAUGCAAAGGUCCUGAAUCGCAGCAAGAGCUUCAAUGUGCACGGCAUGAAUGGCAGCAACGAUCCUAGUCCCAUCUACAUCGAGAAGCUGACCCGGAACAACUAUCAGCCCCGGCAGGAGCCGAACUUUGGAUAUGGGUUGGGCCAGGGACCGAACGCCAACUACAAGUCCAAUCCGCACCUCUUCUCCGGCAAGGACAACUCACUGAAGAGCGGCCUCAAGAGUCCAUCGAUUGUGAAUCUUAUUAGUCGCAGCCAGAAGGAUCUGACCAAGAUCGCUGGUAACGAAGAGGAUGAAGGCAACUACCCGGAGCAGGACAAGAAGCAGCUGUAUCUGCGGGGCUUGCACCAGCAGGCACCGGAUCUGUACCGGGUGAUCCAUGGCGACGAGGAGUACGGGUCAAGGAAGUAUCCGCUGCAGGCCAAGUAUUCUCUGGACUCGCGUUCGCCGCCGUCCGUGGAGCUAAACAAAGAUACGGCCAGCAUUGUGCGUCGCGGCAGCGAGGUGGACCAUCAGCAGAGCCACCACCACCACCAGCAGCAUCAGCACCACCAGCAGCAUCUCCACCACAUCCAGAGCCACCAGCAGCAGAACUUGCGACGUGGUUCGGGAGCCACCAUCAUUGAGCUGCGCACCGCCGCCGGCGGCCAUCGCAAGUGAUCUGCCAUUCUUCCAGAACCAUAAGAUCCCGUUCUCCUUUAUUUUAAAACCGAAGUCGAACUUCCCUAAUGAUAAAUCCCCCAAGUCGAACUAUACAUAUUUAAACUUUCCAGCUCCUUUUGUUUAAAUCACAACCAAUAUUGUUCCAUAAAACGUAUUUGUCCUUUUCUUUUUAAAUACAUUCAAUCUUUAGAAGUGAACUAAAAUAGUCGGAAAUCUUUCAAAUUUUUUCUGAAUCAUAGCAUAUAUAAAUAUCCCUAUGAACAAAUUUGUAAAUUUGAAUGAGAGCCAUGUUCACUUUUCAAAAAUAAUUCGACACAAUGAAAUUAAUUUCGUUAAACUUUUAUAACUAUUAAUAUUCUGUUAACUUGCAUUGGGAAAGUUCGACUUUAUAUUCCUGCCAGGACCCCUAAUCCCUAACUAUUUGCUAACAAAUGCUCGGCCUUGGGCUUUAGUUUCAUUUGACAAGCAGCAAAUAAAAAUAAAAGGCCAAUCAACCAAUUGAUUGUUAAAUGGGUAAUAAAAGCUACAAAGUUGAUGGUGAACAGAAAGCGAAUUACACAAUUAAUGUUAAAUAAAAAUCGAUAAAUAAGAAAACAAAAUCUAUAUGUAACGUGGAAGCCAUUCCCACUGUCCUGCCACGCCUCUUCCAAUCGUAAUUUGAUAAUACUAUAACGCCUACGUCUAAUUACAUUACCUAUUUUAUCAUUUUUGUUUUUUUUUUUAACUACUAAUAUUAACGUUUGUUGUAUAGAUACCGUAAAAUGGAUAAACUAAAAAACUAAUAUUAAUUCGAUAUUAUUGUACAAUUUUGAUUUAUAAACAAACUGCAGUUAAAAUUAAAAUAAAGUGCCAAAAUAAACAA